AAAUUCCACAUUAUGCGUAUAAAAUAUGGAACUAUUUUAUCUUAGUGGAAGGCUACACAGUGAAUUGGCAGAACCUAGCGAUGAGAAUUUUGAGUGAACAUGGCUGCCGAUGUUUCACCUGCGAGCUUUUCACCUGUGAAGUUGGGGAUGUCAUAUCUCCCUUCAUUACCACCCCAUACUCCAAAACACGCAGCUGCUUACCCGAGGGCAAUGGAAAGCGCACCAAUGACAGCACUAGCUGGUGUAGUGGUUGAUGGUCGAAUACCUCCAAGAUUUCCCUCAUCUCCAAGAUGCCGUAUACGUAACCAAGUAGGUGGCACUAAUCGAUGGAGAUUACCAGAAUCUUUAGGUGGUGAUUUGUUGGGCACAUCACAAGCAUUGAGAUCAUUACAUGUUCCAUAUAAUAAAACACUUAUGAGGAUCAUAUCAGGUGAACAUCCAAGUACCAUUGUUAAUCUUGAUGCACAAAAACCGUAUGAGUUUCCGUCGACUGAAGGCCACACACGACCUCUAAGUAGUCAAGAAUGGAUCCGUGAAGCAAGAUCCAAAACACCAACCCAGCCACCACUGCCUGCAUCAGCUCCAGCCAGAACUACAAGAAAACUCCCAAGCCCACUGCCAUUGAAUACAUACAGGCCACCAACAGCCAGGACACCAACACCUAUUGAUAUAUUUCAUUAUCAUUCUAAGCAUGUCAACAAUAAAAGUCCACUUGGACCAGAUGUUCUACUGAGUUGUUUGGGUACAAACUGGGAGUUACACAAACCAUAUCUACAGAAGUCACAAGUACUGGGUAUGUUGCUGCAAAAAGCAGAGAGUGGUCCAACAGAAGCGCGCUAUUACAGAGAUCCCAUGGCCUCUACAUUAGAUGAAUACAUCAAUAAAAGUGGCUUCUACAGUACAGACUACAAAGAAGUGACGAGAAGGCUGUGUACAACAGAUACUAUUGAGGAGGACAAAAUUGCUAGAAAGAGUUUAGACGAUUCAGCGCAUAUCAUGGAAGCUAGAACGAAAAAUAUGCUGAGACUAAAGUUGAAAAUUAAGGACUCUCUAGUAACCAAACAUUCUUUUGCUAUUGCCCUUGGUAAUCUGUAUCAUGAUGAGAUUAUUGUAGACCAUGUUGAUGUGGUUGGAGUCCUUGCUGCUGCCAGUGCCUUGAAGUUUACAGAGUUGGAAAAAAAAUGUACUGAAGUAAUGAUGAGCAGCAUCAGUGCUAAUUCUGUAUGUUCAUACCACCAUUCAGCAAUGAAGUAUGGUGUUGGUUUAGUUACUAAUGCAUGUGAAAGAUGGUUGGAACUCAAUCUUGUUCCUCAUCUUUCAGUUCAGAUCCAAUUACGUGAGCUUCCUUUAGAACUGUUACAGAAAAUUAUCAAAUCUAGCAGACUUUUCACAUUCAAUGAAUAUUCUAUUUACAAAGUUUUGUGUUAUUGGGUAUUUUUGCAAAAUCAUCCUGAGAUUCAGUUGAUGCCUUCCAUGAGUACAGUUAUCACAUACUUUAAUAGUUUGCCAAGGACGAGUGCUUACAUAGAACGAGAAGAAGGCCAACAAUAUGCAUGUUUGUUUAUGACACUAAGACUACAUGGAGUACUAGAAACCAGACCAUUGGAAGAUAUGUUGAAAAUGAACAUUAUACCCCAACAAUGGGUGUUACGAACCUUAAAUAUGCAUUACCAAGCGCUACAAGGUGGUGGUGACAUGCCACUGUUGAUGAAAUUCGACAAGGACGCGAUCAGAGCCGGAUUUGUGAUUGAUCAGGAACCACAGUACCAUGCUGAUGUCCUCUCUGUGCAUGGAUUUCAUUUUGAGUUAAAAGCAUGUAGAGUUGGCACUGGAGCAGAUACAUAUCAAUUCUAUAUGCAGAGACUUAGACCCAAUGAUCCAACUUUGUCAUUUCGUGCCUGUGAACGCCAGACUUUCUCACUCAGACAAGAUCGUGAAGUCCGCUACAGCAUUCGUGUGCAGUGCAUCAUCAAGGGGCAAAUCUACACAUUCACAACUGGCUCAUUAACAAAGCGAUUUGGACUAGGAAACAAAACAAGUCGAAGUGAAAUCUUGACAUUGGAUGGACUACAACUUCCUAUAUAUGCUACAUUCUCUCUAUUUUUUCCCCCAUCAUAAAAAUACGUGUGCCAUACAUUUUAGCUUUUAUGUACAGACAUAUUAUGAGUAUUAAAUUUUCAGGGAAUUACAAUGAUUGCAUGUGUUGUGUUAUAAAUUGACAUAUUUGUAAAUAUUAUAUUAAAAUAUACAGACUGGAAGUGCCUUGCAUUUGUAUUUUAAUAAUUACGUCUGCUUUUAAAAUUUAUAUGGAUUACAUAUAUGUGUUUUUACGUUGCUAACAUAGCUAGCAACGCUGAGUGGUUUUUGAAGUGUGAAAGGCUUCUAAGUGUUGGCCUGAUAUUGUGCUUGCUGUGUGAACAAAUCUUUCCUGAGACUAUUAACUCUUUGAACACCUAAGUCCACUUUUGUCUGGUAUCACAAAACAAACCCCAAAUAAUUUUUUUUUACAUUUUUGUUUUCAUUUAUCAAGACAAAUAAAUAAAUAUGCGUGAAAUGUUUACCAAAAUUUGGGGCGAAAAAAAAUGUGCUCAAAGGGUUAAGCUACUGAGAUGUUAGUUAUAUAUGGGCAUUUGUUUUUAAACAGCAGGUGCAAACAAGAUAUGUACGGGGGAAAUUAGCAAAUUGAUUAGGAAAGUCCCUAUGAACACUGCAAUAUAGUAAGGGACUUUCCUAUUAGCACUAUCAAUCCCACAUCUCCUGGUCAGUGAUAAGUCCAUGGGCAGACGGUGUCAAUUUUGUUUUGAUAUUGCAACAUUGUUGUGAUACUUAUACAAAGGAAGUUGUAAAUUAUUCAAUUGAAUUUUAUUUGCAGUUGUUUCAACUGAAAAUUGAUAGACUUUCGCAUGAAAGUUGCAAGUUACCCACACAAAUCGUGUUUGCAUCCGCUGUGAAACAUUUAAUUCUUUAUCUCGCACGAACCACAAUGUACAUAUCAUGCAAUUUCUUGCUCUGUUUAGAAUAGCAUGAAACAUGAAUUUUUACCACAAACAAGAUAUCUCAACCAUACAUACGUUUCCAUUCACCACUUUCUGUCUGAUGCACGUUAUGGAGUAGAUGGACACAAUCCGUCCAAUUCUCUGUGUCCACUCUCCUUUUUGAAUGAUGUUAAAUUCUUUAUAUAAAGCAUGUAACAUUUGAAUGAGUGCAAGUUGCAUGCACAGUUGUGUUUCAACAGCAGUUUGUUUUAUAGCAUGUUGUUUUUCAAAGAAGUGUGCCAAUAAACAACUUUGGUUCAAAAA
This is a messenger RNA of Saccoglossus kowalevskii, 3299 nucleotides long. RefSeq names its product BTB/POZ domain-containing protein 16-like. The record is from RefSeq and is a predicted model, not a curated record. NCBI's taxonomy places the organism in Eukaryota, Metazoa, Hemichordata, Enteropneusta, Harrimaniidae.